GUUUGGAGCACCGUCGUAACUUCUUUCUUCCAAAAUCAAUCCGAUGGAUUCCUCAUGUGGCGAAGAAGAAUUAUCGCCAUUGGUUCACCACCCCACUUGCGGCUUAUCAAAGUUGAAAAACGGAUCGGCAUGGAGUAGCUACCCGGGUCACAGAGACCCUUGGAAGGGAAAAGGGCAAAAGCGUCCCCUCCCUACACCCUUCUGCCGCCGCGACGCACGACGAUAUUGGAUUAUCGUCGCACCGCAGCGACCUCUGCGUCAUUAUUAUUAUAGCCGCAAGGCCGAGUAUAGACUGCUUCUCGGAAAAGGGAUGUUCGGUCUCUCAACUGGUUGCUACUUUCACUUUGUAUGA
Messenger RNA from Trachymyrmex septentrionalis, 352 nucleotides. RefSeq lists its product as uncharacterized. Bases 44 to 352 code for a protein of 102 amino acids. The transcript is spliced from 4 exons. The record is from RefSeq and is a predicted model, not a curated record. NCBI's taxonomy places the organism in Eukaryota, Metazoa, Arthropoda, Insecta, Hymenoptera, Formicidae.